CCCUGUCUUCCUCUUCUCCCUCUCUCCCUCUCUCCGUCUGUCUCUAUGUCCGUAAAGAGCUGGACUAGCGUCUAGGGCAGGUCGAUCCUGGUAUUUCAGGCUGACCCUGACGAAGCGUAGAAGCGUAGCCAGAUGCGCUAGGACCUGAAAGGCUGUGAAGGGGACUCCUCAGUGGAGGUCUCUUGCCAACUGCUCUAGUCUGGAAAUCGGGUGCGUUUGACACCGUACUUCAAACUCUCCUCAGCUUGUUGCAAAAAGGAGCCGCACAGAGUGUCUGACCUCCCAGACCACACAUCUGAGACUCAGAAGGAGAGCAGAAGUCACUAACAGGAUCUGGAGAUACACACAAAUGCCAACACGAAAAUGUGAAAAAGUAAGGGAGAGCUCAAAUGCAGUCCUCGAUUACCACUAAUUAUACAGUCCUGCAUUUGGGGACUCGGCAGGGGUCAGCAUCUGGAGGAUAAUGGAUAAGCUCUGGGAAAACACCUUCGUGAUCAUGGUAUCUCCCUUGCCAGUGUAAGUUGGGGAGGCCUCAGGCCGGGGCUGCCUCCUGCCUACCACGGAUUCCAAGGUGGUUCACCGGCCAGAUGGCUGCCAAGUCCUGCUCCGGGGCUCCGGGAGAGAUGCCUCUGACCUUCCAGGAUGUGGCUGUGUACUUCUCCAGGGCAGAAGGGCAGCAGCUGGGCCCCCAGGAGCGGGCACUCUACCGGGAUGUGAUGUUGGAGAACUAUGGGAACGUGGCCUCACUGGGAUUUCCAGUCCCUAAGCCAGAGCUGAUCUCCCAGCUGGAGCAAGAGGAGGAGCUGUGGGUCCUGGAUUUUCUGGGACCUGAAGAAGCAGAAGUCUUAAGAAGCUGCCAGACAGAUUCUGAGAUUGAGACCGAGAAGGAGCUAUCCAUUUUAAACCAGAAAUGUUCUGAAGAAGUAAAAACACCAGAAUUAAUAUCACAGAAAUUCCCAAAGGCUAAUUCACAAACACCUGAAUCCCAGGAAGCUUGCUACCAUAAAGGUCAGGAAGUAAGUUCUACUCAGAGUUUGAAGCGAGUUGCUAGAGAGGACUCUCCAGUAUGUAGGAAACAACUUCCAGAAAAUGCCCAGACUCCUGCUUUUGAUAGACACUUGAAUCCAAGCCAAAGUGUUGUUACAAUUCAAAGAAGUAAAACAGGACAGAGAGUCUUUACAUGUGACAUAUGCAAUAAAACAUUUAAAUACAAUUCAGACCUAAGUCGGCAUCGCAGAAGUCACACCGGGGAGAAGCCUUAUGAAUGCGGCCCGUGUGGGCGAUCCUUUACUCACAGUUCAAACCUCAUUCUGCACCAGCGAAUUCACACUGGGAACAAACCAUUCAAAUGUGACGACUGUGGGAAAACUUUUGGGCUCAAUUCCUAUCUCCGUCUGCAUCAGAGAAUUCACACUGGAGAAAAGCCUUUUGGGUGUAACGAAUGUGGGAAGGCCUUCAGUAGAAGUUCCAGUCUUAUUCAGCAUCGUAUAAUCCACACUGGAGAGAAACCUUACAAGUGCAGUGACUGUGGGAAGGCCUUCAGCCAGAGUCCCCAGCUGACUCAGCACCAGAGGAUUCAUACGGGAGAGAAGCCCCACGGCUGCAGCUGGUGCGGAAAGGCGUUCAGUCGAAAUGCAAGCCUCAUUCAGCACCAGAGGAUUCACACGGGAGAGAAGCCCCACAAGUGCGCUCAGUGUGGGAAAGCCUUCAGCCAGAGCUCCAGCCUUUUCCUUCACCACAGGGUUCACACCGGGGAGAAGCCCUAUGUGUGCGGUGAGUGUGGCAGAGCCUUUGGCUUCAAUUCUCAUCUCACUGAGCACGUCCGGAUUCACACUGGGGAGAAGCCCUAUGUUUGCAGCGAGUGCGGCAAAGCCUUCAGCCGCAGUUCCACGCUGAUGCAGCACCGCAGAGUGCAUACAGGGGAGAAGCCCUAUCGGUGCACCGAGUGCGGAAAGGCCUUCAUCCAGAGCUCCCAGCUCACCCUCCACCAGCGUGUUCACACUGGAGAGAAGCCUUAUGAGUGUGGGCUCUGUGGGAAGGCUUUCAGCCGGAGAUCAGCCCUCACUCAGCAUCAGCGGACUCACAUGGGAGAGAGUCCACAGGAGUUUGAGUGUGACCCAGAUUUUGUUUAUGACUCCAGCCAUCUGUCCACGGGAGAGAGACACGACAGGUCCUUCAGCCACAGUGCAAAACUUGUUCUCCAGUGGACAAUUCGGAGUGAUGAAAAACCUCGGGGGUGCACUGAAUGCGGAAAAGCUCUCAGCGCUUCCACACAGCACGUGGAGUUUCAGAAAAUUCAAGCUGCCGAGAAACCCUGUAAAUGCCAGGAAUGUGGGAAAGCUGGCAGUGGCGUGUCCCAUAUUCAGCAUCAUGUAACUGGGGUUGGAGAGAAACCACAAUUGAAUGAUGGAUCUGAAAGAUACUUAAUUCAUAUCAAAAAUAUUUUUCAAGAAAGACAUUUUUAAUGUGAUGAAUGUGGGAAAUACUUUAGAAAGUUUGUUUUAUAUUAGGUAGGACGGCAUAAUGAAAAUUAAACUCUCGCUGGGCAGUGGUGGCGCACGCCUUUAAUCCCAGCACUCCGGAUGCAGAGACAGGUGGAUCUCCGUGAGUUAGAGGCCAGCCUGGUCUACAAGAGCUAGUUCCAGGACAGGCUCCAAAACUACAGAGAAACCCUGUCUCAAAAAACCAAAAAAAGGAAAAGAAAAUUAAAUUCUCAUUAGCAGACUUGCCUCUUAGGAGGCUGGGACCCUAUGUGCCUACUGUCUCCACCCACCCCACUCCCCACGUCCAGGGUCCUGACUGACUUAGCACAGCAGGCCACCUUAGCAUCAGGUCAAGUUCAGGAUUUUAGCAGAGGGCCGAGUUUCAACACUAAAGAGCAGCUGAUGGAAGAUACGACAUAUCUCUUCAUUGGUGAUCGAAAACGAGAAACCCAGAGAUCUGGGGAAUUAGGUUUGUCACCUUUGAGAAUAUUGAUGAUGCUAAGGACAAGAUAUGGCAAGUAUGUGGACGGUCUGAGGACUGAGGUGGCUCUGCCAGUGGCUGGACUCAAUAUAGAUUCUCUAGGUGUAGAGGAGACUGGAGCUUUGGGGAACAGCCACUGUGAGGCAAGGAGAAGGGGCUACAGAGACAUCAACACCGAGUGGCAGUUGGUGACCGGAGCUUAGGGCCAGUGACAGUGACAGUGAGGACAGCUACAAAGAGUGAAGCUGCUGGAGGCUCUGGUGGCUGCAGUCUUGCGACAGUCGUGUGCAGAGAACACAUCCUGUACUCCCUCUCCCUGCCAGCAGCCUGACUGCUGCUGACACCACGCCGCCUCAUUAGCAGGCUUCUUUUUAAAGCAGAGCUGUCCUUGUGUUCUGUUCUGUUUUGUUUAAUGUUUUCCAAGUACUUGAGCCACAGGGAGAGGCAGAGUUUGAGGUUUCAGAUCAGACAGAGCUACACAGAUCCUAAAAAAAAAAGAAAAGCACUUCUGAAAAGCAUUUCAGAUUUUACUUUUUGUUUUUCCCGUGACUUCCGGUUUUCUCAAGGCUGUCAGUACAAGUACACUUGUGUCAGUUGUCUUUACUGUUGUGUGUGCGACGGGAGGAGCGCUGACUGUACGGCCUCUUUUCUCUGUCUGCCGGCGUCAUCCUGUGAGCCUGGGUGCCUCCACUUGGUUCUCUGAGAGCAAGCAAGCGGACUCUGAAUCUACGAUCUUUUGGAAGUUGAGCAAGCUGUGGAUUCUCCAUCUCCAUAUAAUAUUUCUCAGCGAAGCAUGGCUGGAUACCAGUUAGCAGCAGGGCUGCCUGAGUCCAGCUUGCACACCUCCCUGCUGUGUGCCCAGUGUCAGUGCAGACAGCGGGAGAUUCUAGGUGAUGUUUAUUUAUAUUGGACUUUUUACUGGAAUGUGUAUUACCAAGCCAUGGUGAUGUAUUUGCAAUGGCUGAGGAGUUCUAAUACCCAGUUUCCUUUGGAUUUAUCAAGCCAAUUAAAAAACUGAAAAUCACUAUCAA
Messenger RNA from Myodes glareolus (Bank vole), 3995 nucleotides. NCBI's taxonomy places the organism in Eukaryota, Metazoa, Chordata, Mammalia, Rodentia, Cricetidae. The record is from RefSeq and is a predicted model, not a curated record.